AUGCCUCCGCAAGUUCGGGGGUUUGCUGCCGGCCCUGGAGUCGGCGCGCCGUUUCACCAACCGAGAUUCCCGUCGCAUGGCCAACCACAAGGCGGGCCGAUGGCUGGCAAUCAAUACCUGAAUGCAAACGGCCAGAUGAAUCCCUUUGGGGGAGCAAAUGGCAACUUUAACAUGCCCGGCCUCAACGGCGCUGGAGGCUUUGGCGACUCCAGUUUUGGCGGCCAGGCCUCCAGAAUGGGAUUUACACACGGCCCGGCCGGCCUUCAACCACCCCAGCACACCGGGCAGCUACAUCACAAUGUCCUGAUGGAUCACCCGACGAUGAGACCUCAACAGAACAGAGGGCGUAUACGAGAGGUGUGGAAGCAUAAUUUACAUGAAGAGAUGGCGGUCUUGCGAGACCUUGUGGACAAAUAUCCUUAUAUUGCUAUGGAUACCGAAUUCCCGGGCGUUGUAUCGAGACCAAUGGGGGGGUUCCGUGGUAAGAGCGACUACCACUACCAAUGUCUCCGCACCAACGUGGAUAUGCUCAAGGUUAUCCAAAUCGGCCUGACAUUAUUCAACGAAGAGGGCGAGACACCACCCGCCCGACCAGGGCCAGAACUCGGUCUCGGCCCGGCCGCGCAAAGAAGCGCGAACCAGGGUCCCUUUCCCUAUGCCUGGCAGUUCAACUUCAAGUUCUCCCUCAAGGAGGAUAUGUAUAACGAAAAGUCAAUUGAGUCUCUCCAGCAGGCUGGCAUCGACUUUAACGCAAUGGAGCGUGACGGAAUCGACCCUCACGAGUUUGCUGCGUUGCUGAUCCCGUCCGGCCUGGUCUGCUUCGAGGACGUCAAGUGGAUAUCCUUCCACGGCGGAUACGAUUUUGGCUACCUGACCAAGCUGCUGAUCUGCACGCCGCUGCCCAAUGACGAGCACGACUUUGACCACAAGAUGAAGCUGUACUUUCCUUCGACGUACGACGUCAAGCACCUGAUGAAAUACGCCAUCCGCCUGCACAACACGGGGAUACUGUCCCCAGUCGAUCCUGGUAGCGCCGAGAUUCUGCAAAAGUUUGAGCACAAGUCGGGCCUGGAGAACAUCGCGGAGACUCUCAAGAUCAAGCGCAUCGGCACCGCGCACCAGGCCGGCUCCGACUCGCUGCUGACGGGCAAGGUCUUCUUCCAGAUGCGCGACCGCAUCUUCAACGGCGAAAUUCCCGGCGAGCACGUCGGCAAAGUUUGGGGUCUGGGCAUUCCGGACGGCAUGAUGAUCGCGCCCUUGAUGAACCGCGGCGUCGGCGGUGGUGACGACGGGGGCCACAACGGCACCCCGCGCACGCCCAACACGCACACGGCCCAGCUGGCGACGUCCGGCACACCCCUCAGCAACCAAGGUCCCGGCGGCACCAACGGUGCCGGUGGCCACAUGGGUCCCAUGACACCAGGCGGCGGUGGUGGCAUUUUUGGGAGCUUUGCGUUUGCGGGCGCCGGCAGAUAG
Messenger RNA from Akanthomyces muscarius, 1476 nucleotides. RefSeq lists its product as uncharacterized. NCBI's taxonomy places the organism in Eukaryota, Fungi, Ascomycota, Sordariomycetes, Hypocreales, Cordycipitaceae. The record is from RefSeq and is a predicted model, not a curated record. The transcript is spliced from 2 exons. Bases 1 to 1476 code for a protein of 491 amino acids. Gene Ontology annotation, cellular component: P-body; CCR4-NOT complex; CCR4-NOT core complex. Gene Ontology annotation, molecular function: poly(A)-specific ribonuclease activity; nucleic acid binding.